Molecule: messenger RNA, 822 nt
Organism: Sclerotinia sclerotiorum 1980 UF-70
Lineage: Eukaryota; Fungi; Ascomycota; Leotiomycetes; Helotiales; Sclerotiniaceae
Source: the annotation of a RefSeq genome assembly
AAUAGGUUGUUUGAAUCAUAUUUACUUUAUAAUUUACAGGAUAGUAUUCUUAUCAUACCAUGCCCUUUGUUUGCCCAGGAACCUACAAAUGAUUAUCUUUAUUUUUCACUUAUACCUUUUAUAAUUAAAGGAAUAAACAUUACACCAUGUAAAUCUUAUUUAAAUGCUGAUUUAGAUAAAAAUUUAAUCUAUCAGGAAAAUAAGAAUAAAACCGGUGUAUACCUUUGAAUUAACAUAAGUAAUAACAACAGCUACGUAGGUAGUAGUUUUAAUUUAUCUAAAAGAUUUACUUGAUACUAUAGUUUUAAUAAUUUAAAUAGAUUAGUAGAAAACAGCGCUAGUCUUAUAGGGAGAGCUUUAUUAAAAUAUGGUUAUAGUGGAUUUAGGUUAUAUAUAUUAGAAUAUUGUGAAAGUGAUCAGCUGCUAAACCGAGAACAAUAUUACAAGGAUCUUUUGAAUCCAGAGUAUAAUCUUUUACGAGUAGCAGGUUUAUCUUUGGGUAUAAAACAUUCUCUUGCUACUAUAGCUAAGAUUAAAUCCCAUAAGUUUACGAGCGGACAACUAGCUAAAUUGAGAGAGCAUUUAAAUAAACAAAAUGCUAGUGAUGAGCAAUGGGCUAAAGCUAGGGAGAGAAUGCUUAAGAUAAAUAAGGAUAAAGGUAUAGGGAUAGAAGUGUUUGAUACGGUGACAGGAUUGACAGCUGUUUAUAGCUCGAUUCGUCAAGCUGCAUUGGCCAUAGGUUGUCCACAUUCGAGUAUGUUAUUAGCCAGAAAGGCAUUUGUGAACAAAGGGGUUGAAACCUUUGUAAAAAAAGAUACAUAA